AUGGUAAAAGUUUCUUUCUCGGGUGUGAAGGUGAAUGUUGUGGUCUGCGAGAAGGCUUUUGACACGCUGAGCAUCUAUUACAUUUCAAACACUGCGUCACGGAAUGCUAUCGAUGAAAGCGUCCUGGGAUGUUGGGCUGGAUACUGCAAAUACAGCGACGGUCGUUACGAAACCUUUGAUCGCAGGCAGGCAAUCCGUAUGUUUAGAGCCCAACGACGGGCUCGAGAAGGUUGUCUUGUAAGAUGUCUGUCUUUCGAGCCCUCUACCUCGCUCUUGCCACUGCGGCAAUUGCUUGAAAGUCAACAAGCAGAUAAUUCUGUCAACCAACUCUGGUUGACCGACCGACUUUGGGAGCUUUGCAUGUCGCAUGGUCUACUCCUCGAUUCCUCUCACCACGCGGAACUAAGAUUGGACUUUGCAUACCAUGUUGCCAAUGAACUGCUCUCGGUCUGCGAUAUUCUAAGUCUAGCUUCAACGGAGGUCCACGGAGUCGGGUUCAUUGAAAAAGUGUACGAUAUCGCCAUGAGUCUGGUCAAAGCAAUGAGUUCUUCAACGCAGAUGACACUCGACUCAAGUUUCACUAGCCCUGAUUUCUUCUCAGAUGAAGCUUCAACCUCUUGUGUUACAGUCAAGGUGCUUCUAAGCCGGCUGCACGAACUCAUCCAAAACUUUCGUGGUGGCGAUCACGAGUAUGCGUCCAAGAUUGCGAUUGCUUUGAGCAGCAUACCUGGAUACGAUACUUCCGCGUAG
Aureobasidium melanogenum CBS 110374 is the source of this 750-nucleotide messenger RNA. RefSeq lists its product as uncharacterized. The coding region runs from base 1 to 750 and encodes 249 amino acids. The transcript has a single exon. Lineage: Eukaryota; Fungi; Ascomycota; Dothideomycetes; Dothideales; Saccotheciaceae. The record is from RefSeq and is a predicted model, not a curated record.